CAAUAGUGUGCCAAUGAUAUGAGAGGAAGAAAUAGAUGUGGUGGGAGUUGGGUUUUAUGGCACUGACCUAACAUAAAAGAAUUGUGCUCCUCACAGAUGCCACGUGUCGCACACUGCAACCCGCCAUUCCUUUUUCUCUUUCUCUUUCUCUUUCUCUUUUUUAUUCAGAUGGAUAGCAACGCUUCAAGUUCUCAUUCAAUGACAAUUGCGCCCUCAAAUCCCAGUAAUGGAUCUGGCAAGAAGGUGAGAAAACCUUAUACAAUUACCAAGUCUAGGGAGAAUUGGUAUGAGGAAGAGCACGACAAGUUCCUCGAAGCUCUUCAACUAUUUGACAGAGAUUGGAAGAAAAUUGAAGAUUUUGUAGGUUCAAAAACGGUUAUUCAGAUUCGAAGCCAUGCCCAAAAAUACUUCUUGAAGGUUCAAAAGCAUGGGAAUAUAACACAUGUGCCUCUUCCUCGUCCUAAGCAAAGCAAGCACUCGCUGUGCAGUUUGUAUAUGCGACCAUUGGCCUUCGUAAGCACAGCCAGGAGAGUGUGUGCUAGAAAUGCUGAAGAGCCGAAAACAAUCUUCAGCUAAUAUUCUAAGGUUCUUUAAGGUUUUGUUGUGUUGCAGUCAUUCUGUAUUUUAGUUGCUAUUUUAAGGAUGUGGUAUAGUAUUCAUUUUGGAUAUGAUGUGGUAUAGUAUUCUAGGCGCAUAAGUAUAAUAUUAAGAUAAGUUUGAUGGUUUCAGGUGUAUUAAAAGAAAAAAAUAAGGAAGCGGAGGUAAAUAAGACAUACCUAGUCACACUUCGUUUCGUGGUUUACUCUUGCCACUUUUGAAUCUUCAAUUUGCCGGGUGAAUUUCUUCGUUUAGUAGGGCGAGUUUCAACGUUCCAAUGUAAAUUGUGAAGUGCCUCAUAAUAGGAAGUGGUCCCAAUUUAUAAUUUUUUAUUUAGCGUCAUCAGUUUGAAAAACAAGUAUUAACAUUUCAAGAAACCAUUGCAACAUAGUAGAUUUGCUUUUGAGUUUAGAUAUAAGCUGUAGCUUCAAUUAUUUGUUAUGAGAAUACAAUAUUAU
Molecule: messenger RNA, 1055 nt
Organism: Gastrolobium bilobum
Lineage: Eukaryota; Viridiplantae; Streptophyta; Magnoliopsida; Fabales; Fabaceae
Product: protein REVEILLE 8-like
Exons: 3
Coding region: 97-576 (159 amino acids)
Molecular function (GO): DNA binding
Source: RefSeq, a predicted model, not a curated record